Syngnathus typhle (broad-nosed pipefish) is the source of this 5402-nucleotide messenger RNA. RefSeq names its product mucin-3B. The record is from RefSeq and is a predicted model, not a curated record. The transcript is spliced from 5 exons. Lineage: Eukaryota; Metazoa; Chordata; Actinopteri; Syngnathiformes; Syngnathidae. Bases 65 to 4852 code for a protein of 1595 amino acids.
CACGUCGUGUUUAAGAUGCGCGUGUCUCAUCGGCAUCCUGGAGCUCCGAACCGGUUCAAACAGAAUGUCAACAAGUGACGCAGUACACUCCGAACUGUCAGUUCGAGGAGAGACAGCGACACCUCCGCACGGGGAAACACGCUCAACACGGAGUUCGACUACAAAACAGUGGGACGACAAAAGUCCGCAUCCUUGCUGCCGUGCCGUCACACAUGAAAGAAGGGUCGAAGAAUGUCAAUUUGGAGCAGAGGGACCAAGACAAGAGGUGAAUGUUGAAAGUGGGAGCAGAUAUACCACCCGUAUUGUUUUAAGACUCUCCAACUCCCUGGACCUCAAAAGGAAGCAAGACUCCUGUGUAUAUAGUUCGGAUGAGACGCAGAGGUGUGAAACUGUGGCUGGCAGCGCUCAGGUGGAUCAUUGGACUUCACUACUAGACUCUUCCAGAGAAGUAACAAGUGAGUCACCAUUACCACAGAAGAUACAAUUUCUGUCCGGAAGUCGACUUCCUUCUGGAUUGCAACCAAGCACAAGUGUCCGUGGAUCAACUGAAAUCAAUCAAUUGAUAAAAGACGGUGCUGAGCUUGAGAACCAAACAGAUGUUGAGGAGCUCGGGAAAGUAAUGUUGUCUUCUGCCAUGGUGACGGUUCUUGCCCCGACUUGGACUGGCCGCCUUCGACGGUCCAAAAGGUUCGACGCAACGGGCAGUUUGGAAACUUUGACGAGUCUUCCAGGUAUGGCAAAUUCCGAGGCAAUCCGUCCACAGAGUUGCUCUCAGAGUUCUCAAAGUAGUACGGGAAGACUAUUUAACGUAUCGCAAGCCCAGUCGAGGGCUCCGUUUCUGAAUACUAGACAGAACACAACAGGCUGGUCCUCGAAAAGUGGUCCUCAAAACUUGGACUAUGAAUUGAAGAGUAAAGUUCCUCGGACAGCCUCGUUGGACGGAAGCGCUAAAGAGAUAGAAAUGAAGAAAGCGCAAGCAAGUACGAGCUGGGAUCCAUACGGGCAAAAGGGGACUCAACGAGAUGGUCAUCCGCUGCGGCACUCAUCUUUGAGUUCAAAACCCACAACCAGCAGUCUUCUUCUGUCACUAAGAAGACUAAACAAUCAAAGUAUGAACUCGAAUAACCCCACGUCAUCGGAGGUCAAGCCGGCGCCUUUGAAAACUGAACAAGACGUUUUCUCAACACAGGUGACUCAAGCCUUCCACAAAACACUUGAGAGGGAAAGGUUCAAGCCACUCCCCUCUUCUUUGUCCCUUUCUCCCAGGGCAGCCGAGAUGCAACCAGUUAGUCCUCCGUCACUACCUAACCACGGUAAAAGAGGCACGGCAAAAACAAGCUUGUUUUUGUCUUCAACCCUAAACAAAAUAACAACCGACACGCCCAAACAACCACAACUCAUGAAUACGCCACAACCGAGUCUUUCGUGCCUCAGACAAGAAUUUAUCAGUCAGCGACCAUCGGAUAAUGAACAGAGUUGGAUAAGUUCAGGCAGAGGUUUAAAUCUAUUUCCUGACAGCGCUGUAUCUUCACAUAAAUCUGUUCAAUAUGACUCCGGGAGGCUCUCCGAAAGUGGUUCACCAUCUCGAAACACACCUGUGACAUCAUCAUCCAGGUGGCAACAAAAUAGCCAGGGCAAUUCACCUCCCGUUCUCACCGACACACCCAAAACCAAGUCAAACACGCCCUUAAUUCCUCUAUCUAACAACAAUCGUGACACGCCAGCUCCAAGUCGAACUCCGAACAAAAGUCUCAACGGUCAAAUCUCCGAUAUUAGCAGCAAGAAAGCAACGUCGAUCUGCAACGAUGGCGUCAAUCUCGCGACGAAGCCACCGAGAGGAGGAAUCGGUAGAGUCAAAGAGAAACAAUGGGACGACUCGUUUGACAAAAUGAGGCUGGCCAAACAACUCCACGAGUCCAGUUUGAAAAAACUAGAAACGCAAAAGUCGCAACGUUUGCAGACGGGUUCCAUUAAGCGUGACGUCGUUCAUGGCUCAUUUAAACCCCAUGUAAGCGAAUUGGCACCAUCGUUGAAACCUUCGUCGUUUGAUCGCGCCGACUCUCUCAGGAAUCAGGUCGGUCCUUCAAAAAACAUCUGCGCUUUCUCACAGAAUCAAAAUAGCAGUCCGUCAUUUCAGUCGAAAGCAGAUUCUUCUGACACGUCCUUAUAUAUUGGCUCGCGAACAUCCAAAGUCCCCAAUACAGCAAGCAACACGUCUCCUCUUGGCUUUAUAAGAAGUUACAGCACCAACUCAAAGUCUUUCCAAACAAAAGACGUGUCCAGUCGUGUUCCGAUGAUAAAUGACUCUUCCAGACAAAACCCCCAAUCUAUGAGCACAACUAGUCCCAUCCAGAUUACUUCUACCAUAACAUCGCAUCUCCAAACACCCCCUGCCACUCCAACCAGUCCAAACCGCAAAGUGGGUGGAAUAUUAACCAACCAAUCAGAAAAAGACAACAAAAAAACAGGACAUGGAAAGCGAGUGAAACACGUCAUGUGGGAGGACUCUGAGAAUUCCCAAUCCAGCAAAAGUCUAGAUCCAUCCGUCUUGACCAGUCCAUUGUCUCGCUCAAGGUCUCAGUCGCUCGGCCGAGCUCCAUCCGUCUUCUCUUUUCUAAGAUCAAGCAGUCAGAACACAAAAAAUGCUCCUCUUUCCACCGCAUCACGCAAGACCUCAGACUUGCAGUAUCGAUCUUUGUCUUCCGACUCUCCGGAUCAAAUCUUAAGAGAACAAGGAGACUCGAAACAAAACCUCGUUGACAAUCCACGCAGCUUCGAGAGGAUGGACGUGACCCCGUGCAGACUUCAGAGGUCACGAUCGUUGCAGGCCGAUGAGUUCUUAUAUUAUACAACUGCUCUCUCGUCUCCCGACUACUCAAAUGGAUACAAGAUCCGUUACAGCUCCCCGCCCUACUCCACUCUCAUCUCCAGCCGUGGUGAAACCAAGAAGGUGACGCCACGGACGCCACUUUUCCCAAAUUUGAACUCAAAUUACACCUCAAAUCAUUCGCUACAUUCUCAUCCAGUAGCAGAUGCAACCUCACCUAUCUCGAAAACAUCACUUGGAAAUUCGCCAAAACAAUUAGCAUCUCCUCUGCAGAACAAAAUGUCAUCGCAUGAAAAUUUACUGUACGGAGAAGAAAUCAAUAAUAAUAGCCAUAAGAGUAUAUGUCGUAAUAAACAAACCGGUCGGGUAUUGUUUAUCGAGAGCAGAGUUGAUGUCAGCCCGCAAACUCCGCAGAGUUUAAAAAUGGACAUACCAGGUUCUGAUCCAAAGGCUGAAUCGUCGGCACUUUUCGCAAAGACGCUAACCUCUGAACAGUCACACACAACUCUGACUCAUUCCAAUCCAAGCUCAAGUGGCAGCAGCUCAGUGGAAAGUCGCUGUGCGGGUGACGAAGUCGGCGGCAAAAGGAUGAAGGAGAGCGUGAUGGGUAAAUUCAAACUUUUCUCAGCGGAGAGCAACAACGAACAAAAUCCAAAGAAACGCCGUUUUGUUAUGAAGAAAAGCACGGAAAACGAGAAGGCUAAUAAAACUUCGACUAAAAUGGACCAGGUCAUCAAUAAACUGAGGCAAACGUUCAGCCCUAAGCGCCCUGAAGACGAGCAAUUGCCGUGGAAAUGGAGGCGAGCUUCUGAAACGCCUUCCGUCGCUGGAUUAACCGAUACCAGCGAUGCCACGCUUGAGAGCAGCAGAACCGGAGAAGACCGAGAACUCAAACCGAAGGACGAUGAAAGGCCAACGCAGAACCGAUACACCCUCAUACCAACCUUAUCUGUACAAAACCCAAUGACAGAAAACGAGUUCUUCGUUUGGCCAGAUCAAUCCGAGCCCCAGAAAUUGUCUGACCAGAUUGACGUCAAGAACAGAACAUCAACGCAGUUUCAUCUGAGUGUAGAUCCGAGUCCUAGUCGAAGCCCAAAACUAACCGGUACUAAUGUCAGGAAAUCCUCACCCAGUUCCAAAAGUCCAUUCUCCCCCUUCUCCUCUCUUUCCACCCACUCGCCAUUCCCCUCACCCGAAGUGGUGGACGAUAGCGUCUUCUACAGCCCGAAGAUGCCGCGCCGACGUGAGUCCUCCUCACCGUGCGAGCCGGGUGAGGGAAUCAGCCUGGUGAGUUCCCGUAGAAGCCGGGCCUCCACGGGUCCUCCGAGCACAGGUCCGAUCCAGGACGACGCAUCGUGCUACGCUGAUUUAAAGUACGGCAUCGAGCCCGGGAGGUCCGUUUCGGUGAGCUCCGUACUCUCCAGUCGGCGGUCGGGGCCCGGACGGAUCUCCACUGGCCCCAAAUUCAUGAGUGUGGACGACCUCUCGGAAACAGUCCCGACUUACGGAGGAGGUGAUGAGGACUUUAAUCAGUGGUUGGAGAGAAAUUGUAAUCAUCGGGCAAUCAGGCAGAUGCAGUCUCAUAUGCCCAGCGACGGCGGAAAAGCCAGAUCGAGAUCGCUUCCUCGAUCACUGACUCGCCGUCUGGCCCAAUGGAGCUCGGGUGUCUCCGUUUGUCCACCAGCAGACACCGCUGCAAUGUCACCCAAUCAUUGGAGCCCCAAAAUGAAGACGUCUCACUUUGACUGGGAUACAGUGAGCCCCCCGACUCCUCCCCCAACGCCUCCUUUGUCACCGCAGCCCAGACGCAUGUCCAAACCUCCCAGCCUUUCCUCACCUAAUCUUUCCAGCCCAUCUCCAGAACCAAUGGACAGUCCGUCCCCUAGGGGGCAUUUGCCUUCUCGAGGUUACGUCUCUCACCUAACCACAUUUGAAGAAUCCUCAGACAGCAGCUCAGAUACAACAACAGAUGACGAAUAUUAUUUAGAAAACAGUGACGAUGACGAGAAGGAAACGGAAUUGUGAAAGCAGUCUCGAUUGUAAUCGCAAGUUUCUACUAUCAUUGUAAAAAUAAGAGAGAAGAAUGACAGGAAUGUUGGCUGACAGUCAUCAGCAAGUGACGUGAAGUGAAGUUUCGGAAUUCCAGCCUCCCGCUCCAAAAGGUGAUGGAGCAAAAAAAAAAAAUCCUUUUUUGUGUUAAUAGCUCCAGCUCUGAAUGUGUCACAAUGAUUUUUUUUUUGGUCAUGUCGCAUCUUGAAUGGUUGCUGAAAGUGUUACUACCCCAGUUCCCGCUUCAACGCAUCAGGGUUAUCUACAUACGUUUCUUCUGCUGCUAAGCGAUAACCAUUGGUGGAGGAGGAUUCAUGUUUAAAUUUUUUUUUUUUUUUGUGCUUUAAAUUCUUUAUUUUCUUAACCAUUUUGUUUUCAUUGAAUCAUACUGUAUUUUGUGAUUUUUAACAUUCAUUGUCACAAACAAGUACUUGACACAAUGCUUGUCUAAAUAUUUGCACGGUGACAAUUAAACAUCUUAAUAUAUGCAUUUUAUAAAUAAAUUCAAACAAGCUCUUUCAUAGAA